AUGACUUCUCCCGGCAUGUCAGGCAACGGAGAGCAGUCGUCGGCCCAGCAAGACUAUUAUCAGUCGACGCCUAUAUCUACCAGCCGCACCGGCUCACCUGGACCAGACGCUAGACAGGCUUCAAUAGCACGCCUGGCUUCCCCCGUUCCUUCCGUGCCCAAUUCCUAUUCGGCUCGACCGACACCCGUGCCGAUCAACGCUGCUGCUACUGCAUCGAAUGGCGAGCAUGAUUAUCGGAAAGUCGACAACCCAUCUUCGCUACCAGGCCCCGGCCAGUCUAUGAUCGCGUCGGCUCUUCAAGACAGCCUCGGACGCUCGCCGCCCAGACUCGGGACCCCACCGAGACGCAUCGCAUCCCCUGCCUUGCAGCAACCUCAGCCAAUCAGAUCCAAUUAUGGCUCGUUCGACAACAAGGCCGGUUCAGAAUAUUCGGCGGGACCGUAUGAGGAUCCCGAUAUUAUCAAGCGGCAUUUAGUGAACCCACAACUUGCUGUCGAGAACCGUGACAUCUAUUCCUCUGGGGACGGCGCAAGUAACGCGGAAGAUGGAUUCUCUAGCCUGCAGCUGCAGGGAGGUGACAUCACACGGCAGGUAUACCGAUGGGCGGAGGAUGCGGAUACAAGCCAUCCUGCGAAGAGGCACCUUCGAAGCAAGAGUUUUAGCCUGCACCGCCCCACCCCGGAGACCGAGACGAUGGACAUCAACAGUAUCCGAGUUCCAGGAGGAUUUCGGCGAGACUACAUAAGGCGAGCAGCGGGUCCUCUCCCUGGAGAUGGUGAAAGUCCCGGGUCCCAGACGACCGCCGCUCAGCCUCAGUUUCCUACCACCAGUUUCCUGGAAUUUCUCACCCUUUUCGGCCACUUCGCAGGCGAAGAGCUAGAGGAGGAUGACGAAGCCUUGGGACCGGACGAGUACUUCUCUUCUGACAUCUACGAUGAAGAAUACAGGGAGCCUGGAGAAGACACCGCCCUGCUUCGUCCAGAUACUCCUGGCAGAAGGAAGCGAAAGCCGCGUGGGGGCACUGGGACUAAUACUAGGACAGGAGCGGCCCUUCUUUUACUGAAAUCAUUCGUUGGCACGGGAGUCCUAUUCUUACCGAGAGCAUUCCUCAAUGGGGGUAUGCUGUUUAGCAGCAUGGUGUUGCUCGGGGUCUCGUUGCUUAGCUUCUACGCCUUCAUUCUUUUGGUGAAUUCGCGACUGAAGAUUGAAGGGUCAUUUGGUGACAUUGGUGGCGCGCUUUAUGGAAAGAACAUGCGGCGCAUCAUUCUUGCCUCCAUCGUGCUCAGUCAACUGGGAUUUGUAUCUGCAUACAUCGUGUUCACGGCUGAAAACCUGCAGGCCUUUGUCCUGGCUGUCAGCAAGUGCAAGUCUUUCAUUGACAUCAAGUUCAUGGUGUUGAUGCAAUUGGUUAUCUUCUUGCCCCUUUCGUUGGUUCGCGAUAUUAGCAAGCUUGGUUUCACGGCGUUAAUUGCGGACGUUUUCAUCUUGCUGGGGUUGAUCUAUCUUUACUACUACGAUAUCUUCACCAUCUCAGACCAGGGCGGUGUUUCAGAUAUCAUCUCUUUCAACCCUUCCACCUGGACCCUCUUCAUAGGAACCGCAAUCUUCACCUACGAGGGAGUCGGUCUUAUCAUCCCCAUCCAAGAAUCCAUGAAGCACCCUCAGCAGUUUCAGGGCGUUCUCGCCGGGGUCAUGGUCAUCAUCACGAUCAUUUUUCUCUCCGCGGGUGCCCUCAGUUACGCAGCAUACGGAUCGGCAACGAAAACUGUGGUCAUCCUCAACCUUCCUCAGGACGACAAAUUCGUAAAUGCCGUUCAGUUCCUCUACUCUCUAGCGAUUCUGCUGAGUACUCCACUGCAACUCUUCCCGGCCAUCCGAAUCAUGGAAAACGAACUCUUCACGCGCAGUGGCAAGUACAACCCUAAGAUUAAAUGGAAGAAGAAUUGCUUCCGGUUCUUCCUGGUAAUGAUUUGCGCCUUUGUCGCCUGGGGAGGAGCCGACGACCUUGACAAAUUUGUUUCUCUUGUCGGCAGCUUCGCCUGCGUUCCUUUGAUUUACGUGUACCCGCCUCUUCUGCACCUGAAAGCCUGUGCUCGCUCAAGACGUCAGCAAAUCGCUGACAUUGCCCUCUCUAUCUUCGGUGUCGUCUCUUGUGUCUAUACCACCGCUCUAACGAUGUCCAAUUGGGUGGGUGGAGGAGAGGUCAAGCCCCCUGGAUACUGCGACUCGCAGUCCGGCUAA
Aspergillus affinis is the source of this 2241-nucleotide messenger RNA. Its product is annotated as putative amino acid transporter. Gene Ontology annotation, biological process: amino acid transmembrane transport. NCBI's taxonomy places the organism in Eukaryota, Fungi, Ascomycota, Eurotiomycetes, Eurotiales, Aspergillaceae. The record is from RefSeq and is a predicted model, not a curated record. The transcript is spliced from 2 exons. Gene Ontology annotation, molecular function: amino acid transmembrane transporter activity. Bases 1 to 2241 code for a protein of 746 amino acids.